UUACUUGUAAACAAGGCUAGAAAGGGUGGAGAGUGGAAUGGGAUGGGGGUGGGGCAAAAAACCCUUUAGUUACAAUGUCUUAGGGAAAUGAAUCUACGAUAAGACAAAUUUCAAAUCAAGUUGCUCCACUAUACUACAUAAGCAGCUUAGAAUCUUAAGCAGAUGCAAAAAGAAUACAGCAAAUGGGAGGGGAAAAAAAAGGCCGAUAAAGUUUCUGGCUACAAUACAAGAGACAUAUCAUUACCAUAUGAUCUAAUGUGGGUGUCAGCGGGAUUGUGUUCAUUGAGGGAAACCUUAUUUUCUAACCGUGCUAUGGAGUAGAAGCAGGAGGUUUUCAAGUUAGUGACAGUCACAGAGCAGCACCUAUCCCCUCCUCCUUUCCACACCUGCAAACUCUUUGACUUGGGCUGAAUAUUUAGUGUAAUUACAUCUCAGCUUUGAGGGCUCCCGUGGCAAAUUCCUGGAUUAAAAGGUUCCCUGGUUGUGAAAAUACAUGAGAUAAAUCAUGAAGGCCACUAUCAUCCUCCUUCUGCUUGUACAAGUUUCCUGGGCCGGACCGUUUCAACAGAGAGGCUUAUUUGACUUUAUGCUAGAAGAUGAGGCUUCUGGGAUAGGCCCAGAAGACCCUUAUGACCCCGGUUUAGAGACACCCCUAGGCCCAGUGUGCCCCUUCCGCUGUCAAUGCCAUCUUCGAGUGGUCCAGUGUUCUGAUUUGGGUCUGGACAAAGUGCCAAAGGAUCUUCCCCCUGACACAACUCUGCUGGACCUGCAAAACAACAAAAUAACUGAAAUCAAAGAUGGAGACUUUAAGAACCUGAAGAACCUUCAUGCAUUGAUUCUUGUCAACAACAAAAUUAGCAAAAUCAGCCCUGGAGCAUUUACACCUUUGGUGAAGUUGGAACGACUUUAUCUGUCCAAGAAUCACCUGAAGGAAUUGCCAGAAAAAAUGCCGAAAACUCUUCAGGAGCUGCGUGCCCAUGAGAAUGAGAUCACCAAAGUGCGAAAAGCUACUUUCAAUGGACUGAACCAGAUGAUUGUCAUAGAACUGGGCACCAACCCACUGAAGAGCUCAGGAAUUGAAAAUGGGGCUUUCCAGGGAAUGAAGAAGCUCUCCUACAUCCGCAUUGCUGAUACCAAUAUCACCAGCAUUCCUCAAGGUCUUCCUCCUUCCCUUACUGAAUUACACCUUGAUGGCAACAAAAUCACCAAAGUUGAUGCAGCUGGCCUAAAAGGACUGAAUAAUUUGGCUAAGCUGGGACUGAGUUUCAACAGCAUCUCUGGUGUCGAAAACGGCUCUCUGGCCAACACACCUCAUCUGAGGGAGCUUCACUUGAACAACAACAAGCUUACCAGAGUACCUCCUGGGCUGGCAGAGCAUAAGUACAUCCAGGUUGUCUACCUUCAUAACAACAAUAUCUCUGUAGUUGGAUCAAGUGACUUCUGCCCACCUGGACACAACACCAAAAAGGCUUCUUAUUCGGGCGUGAGUCUUUUCAGCAACCCGGUCCAGUACUGGGAGAUACAGCCAUCUACCUUCAGAUGUGUCUACGUGCGCUCUGCCAUUCAGCUCGGAAACUAUAAAUAAUUCUCAAGAAAGCCCUCAGUUUUAUAACCUGGCAAAAUCUUGUUAAUGUCAUUGCUAAAAAAUAAAUAAAAGCUAGAUACUGGAAGCCUAACUGCAAUGUGGAUGUUUUACCCACAUGACUUAUUAUGCAUAAAGCCAAAUUUCCAGUUUAAGUAAUUGCCUACAAUAAAAAGAAAUUUUGCCUGCCAUUUUCAGAAUCAUCCUUUGAAGCUUUCUGUUGAUGUUAACUAAGCUACUAGAGAUAUUCUUAUUUUACUUAAUGUAAAAUUUGGAGUAAAUAUAUAUGUCAAUAUUUAGUAAAGCUUUCCUUUUUUAAUUUCCAGGAAAAAAUAAAAAGAGUAUAAGUCUUCUGUAAUUCAUUGAGCAAUUAGCUCCUUUAAGAUAAAGUCAAAUGCCAAACACUAGCUCUGUAUUAACCCCCAUUAUUACUGGUAAAGCCUCAUUUGAAUGUGUGAAUUCAAUACAGGCUAUGUAAAAUUUUUGCUACUGUCAUUAUUUUGAAAAAAUAAAUUUAAAAAUACAUUCAAAAUUA
Molecule: messenger RNA, 2117 nt
Organism: Sapajus apella (tufted capuchin)
Lineage: Eukaryota; Metazoa; Chordata; Mammalia; Primates; Cebidae
Gene: DCN
Product: decorin
Exons: 8
Coding region: 506-1585 (359 amino acids)
Molecular function (GO): protein binding
Source: RefSeq, a predicted model, not a curated record